Messenger RNA from Rhineura floridana, 1039 nucleotides. Its product is annotated as NF-kappa-B-activating protein-like. Gene Ontology annotation, biological process: regulation of gene expression. The record is from RefSeq and is a predicted model, not a curated record. Gene Ontology annotation, molecular function: chromatin binding. Gene Ontology annotation, cellular component: nucleus. The coding region runs from base 1 to 1023 and encodes 340 amino acids. Lineage: Eukaryota; Metazoa; Chordata; Lepidosauria; Squamata; Rhineuridae. The transcript has a single exon.
AUGGCUCCGGUGUCUCGCUCGCGUCCUCCGUCCUCACGGCGGGAGAGGAGCAAUGAUUCAGGCAGCCCGUCUCCGCCCAGGUCCACCCGGAGCAAGAGGUCUCGAGCCCGGUCGCGCUCCCGGUCUCGGUCCCGCGAGCGCAACAGCUUCCAGCAGCGGCCUGGCCCCCUGCAUCACUUUGCCCACCGGCACGGCCCCGAGCAUUACGGCAAGGAGCAGGAGGAGUCGCUGUGGCAGAGGCGAUUAAAUGAGAGAGAGAGAAUAGGUGAACUCGGAGCACCUGAAGUUUGGGGAUUUUCACCAAAAGUUCCUGACCCAGGUUCUGAUGAACAUACCCCUGCCGAAGAUGAAGAUGGGACAUCUAAAAAGAGCAGCUCCUCUGAUUCUAGCUCAGAAGAGGAGGAGAAGAAGAAGAAAAAGAAGAUAAAAGCUGCUUCACGUAUGUGUGAGCCUUUGUGUGAGGAGGAAAAAAGGAAUGCCAAGAAGAAGAAAAAGAAGCACAGAAAGAAAAAGGCCAAGAAAAAGAAGAAUAAGAAGAGCAGGAAAGACUCCAGCGAGUUAAGCAGCGAAGACUCCAAUGACGAAGCAUUACAAGAGGAUGAUCUCUGGAUUGAGAGAUCAAAAAAUGCAGAUGCUGUGGAUUUCAUAGGACCAGAAGCUCCUAUUACCCAUGCCUCCCAAGAUGAUCGGCCCUUGAACUAUGGGCAUGCUUUACUCCCUGGUGAAGGCGCUGCCAUGGCAGAGUACGUAAAAGCUGGAAAACACAUCCCCAGGAGAGGUGAAAUUGGCCUAACCAGUGAAGAGAUCGCAUCGUUUGAGAAGUCUGGCUAUGUAAUGAGUGGCAGCAGGCACCGGCGAAUGGAAGCUGUGCGUCUGCGCAAAGAGAACCAGAUCUACAGUGCAGAUGAGAAGAGGGCCCUGGCCUCUUUCAACCAAGAGGAGAGGCGAAAGAGAGAGAACAAGAUUCUGGCAAGCUUCCGGGAGAUGGUCUACAGGAAAACCAAGCGCAAAGACGAAAAAUGAACUGGAUGCUCUUCUU